Sclerotinia borealis F-4128 is the source of this 765-nucleotide messenger RNA. The record is from the annotation of a GenBank genome assembly. Lineage: Eukaryota; Fungi; Ascomycota; Leotiomycetes; Helotiales; Sclerotiniaceae.
AUGGCCUCAUUGCCCAAGAAACAACAGGAAGAUACACUACCACUCAGUAGCACACGCUCGACCAGGUUGCCAGCGGAGAAAAGGGUGCCAAGCUCAUCCAAACACUCAAAGAGGGACGAUUCAGAUUCUGAAAGUGGUAACCGUCACGGCAAUAAGUCCAAGCAGCCAGAAGAAAAGCGCUCUUCUAAAAUAAAUCUACCAAGUCUAUCGUUAUUGCGUGGUUCCUCCACCAAGGAAGAAAAAGAACUUCAAUUGAAAUUCGAAAGACUACAAGCAACAAGGCCAGAUGAUUUCGCCUGGGUGAAUGCUUAUCAACCUCUUAAGCUAUCAGAGAAGACGUUAUCCGAAAACAAGCAAGCCCUUGAGAACCUAGAGAAGAAAUUGAAGAGGAUCUCAGAAGAUAUUAUUGAUUUUCAGAACAUCAUAAUACCUACUUCUAGAGCAAAGCGCAACGCCGCGCAGAAGUUUUAUUAUGAAGUGCGGGACAAAGACGAUGAAGUAAUUCGACAACAGAAAGUUAUCUUGGACAAGUUUCCAGAUACCAAUCCUUACAAGAUAAAAGUUUUUAAAGAGGCGGAGAAGAACGCACUUAAGAUUGAAAAAAGUUAUAAGAAGGAGGAAAAGAAAAGGAAUACACAGGAGGCCAAAAAGAAAGAGGAUGAGAAAACAGCCACCGAUGCUCGUAGAAAGGCAGCACUCGAACUUGACAAGGGAGCCGAGAGAGCGGCGUAUGAUAAGAAAAGAAGGAACCCAGUGAUCUCAUAA